AUGCGUAGUUUCCGGUUUGGGACAAAAUUGGUGCGCAGCUAUGGAAUAGGAAAAGGACAAAAUGAGUUACAUGAAGAUAGCAUAGUUUCAGACCUAGACGUACCAACUGAUUACGAGCUUCACGCCAUGGAAACCCAACUCCAGAUUGAGGAAAUGAGAGAUGAACUGCGACAACAUCUUGGCGAGUUUAGGGAGGAAAUACGCUACUUGAAAAGGAUAGUGGCCGUGAUGGGUGCAGUUGGAGUUGCAGUGAUGUCGUUAAUCGGGGUUCAUGUUUGUGUCGAAUGCGCUGGGUGGGGAUUUUGGGGGGGUCUAGUUUAG
Lactuca virosa is the source of this 321-nucleotide messenger RNA. The record is from the annotation of a GenBank genome assembly. Lineage: Eukaryota; Viridiplantae; Streptophyta; Magnoliopsida; Asterales; Asteraceae.